Messenger RNA from Phyllotreta striolata, 1920 nucleotides. The record is from the annotation of a GenBank genome assembly. Lineage: Eukaryota; Metazoa; Arthropoda; Insecta; Coleoptera; Chrysomelidae.
UAACAUUAGAGUUUCGAACGUCGAAGGAGCGGUGUAUUGAACAGAUAUUUCUAUUGCGAAUUUGGACUAUUUUGUGACAUAUUUCAUUUGAAAUCGAUCGCAAUUUUCUUUUGAUUACAUAUCAUUUUCCAUUUAGUGACGAAAAUCGCUUUUCUGUGAUACAUUCGAAGCUAUAAUUAACAAGAGUUCCCUCGACAAAUUUAGUUGUUUUUUUUUAAGUUUCUUGUGAUAUUUUAUUCUAGUAUGUUGGAUAUCGUACCAAAGAACCAGAGCGCCAGCGGGGACCCUAUGGAAAUGCGCGAAUUAGCAGCCAGGAUUUGCAGGGACUAUCUGCAGGGAGCCUGGAAGAAAGUCACCCCCAAAAACAUUGGAUUCAAGCACAUCACGGGCGGCCUGUCUAAUUUCCUGUACCAAGUAUCCUUGCCGGACUUCCUGGCCAGCGAAUCGCCCAAGGACAAAAACGAGCCCCGGGACGUGCUGAUAAGGAUCUACGGACAAACGCACGGCGAAGGCGCCCUGGAGGCACUCAUCACCGAAUCCGUGGUGUUCACGCUGUUGUCCGAGCAAGGACUGGGCCCCAAAUUGCUCGGGAUAUUCCCCGGCGGCAGGAUCGAACAGUACAUAAACGCUAGGCCUCUGUUGAGUAGGGAAAUCGCCGACGAAAAGCUGUCGGUGCAAAUUGCUAAAAAAAUGGCCGCUAUACACAGCAUGGAGGUCCCCUUGCACAAAGAGCCCGUCUGGCUGUGGAACACCAUCGACAAAUACCUGCAGACGUUCAGCAGCAUGCAGCUCCAAGUCCCCGACACCUGCGGCUCGUCCUUCAGCACAGUCGAAUUAAAGGCCGAAGCCGAAUGGCUGCGCACCCGCCUGGAAGCCGAAAACUCCCCGGUGGUGUUCUGCCACAACGACCUCCAAGGCGGCAACAUUCUCCUGCAGAACUCCGCCGAAGAUGACUCCGAUGAAGACGAGCUGGUUAUUAUCGAUUACGAAUAUUGCGCUUACAAUUACCGCGCCUUCGACAUAGCCAAUCACUUCGUCGAAUGGGUGUACGACUACAGGUACCAUUCGCACCCCUACUUCAAGGAGAACUGGAGCAACUACCCCAGCGAGAAGCAGCGAUUGACAUUCAUAAGGACCUACCUGAAGGAGGUGGGCUCGCGAGAGAACCCCAAGAAGGUGAUGAGAGAAGUGGAGGCCUUCACCAUGGUGACGCACUUGCUGUGGACCGCUUGGGCCCUCACCAACGCCGGCAUGUCCAACAUUCCUUUCGGAUAUUGGGAAUUUGCGUCGGCAAGACUAAAGAAUUACUAUCAAAUCAAGCAGAAAUACACGAGCGGGAUGCAGUUGAAGAGGAAGAUGGACGAAUUGACGAUGCUGAGUCCGGGCGAGAGCGACGGGAGCGCCAGAAAACUACCGAAUUAGAAGAUAAAUAGCGCACUGAUGGAUGAUAAAAUCUCAGAAAACAUGACUGUGAACCAGGCGAAGCGGAGCUUCGGUACUUUUUGUCGAUAUACGUUUAUCUCUAAACUCUAAAUAGUAUUAUAAUGAUAAGUUUUUUGAAAAAUUUCUAUUCCCGUUAAGCGAAGAUUGACCGAAGAGACCGAGUCGAACUCGGGUAGAAAAGACAAUUAUUUUAAUUGUUGAUUGUUGGGAGUUUUUGACUGUUGUCUGUUGACUUGACUGCUGAGAAUUUACCGGUUUGAUGAGCGAGUUUAGAGCGUGAUGAAAGUUUUUAUACCCUCUUUUUUGUUAUCUACUUCAUAGUAUUUUAUAGUUUUUAAACGUUUAGAUCUGUAUGAAAAAUUGUGCUUAUUAUUUCGAGACUGAUCGUGUUAAUAGCAUAGUUUUUUUUAUUUCUUUUAACUUGUACAUAAUACUGCGAAUAAUUUAUUUUAGUAAAUAAAGAUUGGGGCAAAUUAA